GACAGCUCCCCCGUGCAGGUGCCAGGCAGGUGGCUCGGCCAGCCCAGCCGCACCAUGAGCUCCUUUGACCUCCAGGCGCCCUCUCCCCCUCGCUGCAGCCCCCAGUUCCCCAGCAUCGGCCAGGAGCCCCCCGAGAUGAAUCUUUACUAUGAGAACUUCUUCCACCCCCAGGGCGUGCCCAGCCCUCAGCGGCCCCCCUCCUUCGAGGGAGGCGGCGAGUACGGGGCCACCCCCAACCCCUACCUCUGGCUCAACGGGCCGGCCAUGACCCCGCCACCCUACCUGCCAGGCACCAACGCCGGCCCCUUCCUACCUCAGGCAUACGGGGUGCAAAGGCAGCUGCUGCCCAGCAUGUCAGGGCUGGGGGGUGGUGACCUGGGCUGGCUGCCCAUCCCCUCGCAGGAGGAGCUGAUGAAGCUGGUGCGGCCCCCCUACUCCUACUCGGCGCUCAUCGCCAUGGCCAUCCACGGGGCGCCCGACAAGCGCCUCACCCUCAGCCAGAUCUACCAGUACGUGGCUGACAACUUCCCCUUCUACAACAAGAGCAAGGCCGGCUGGCAGAACUCCAUCCGCCACAACCUGUCGCUCAAUGACUGCUUCAAGAAGGUGCCCCGGGACGAGGAUGACCCCGGCAAAGGGAAUUACUGGACCCUGGACCCCAACUGUGAGAAGAUGUUCGACAAUGGAAAUUUCCGCAGGAAGAGGAAAAGGAAGUCGGAUGUUUCCUCCGGUACUGGCUUCUUGGCCUCGGAGAAAGCGGAGAGCACUUUCCUGGCCGGCAGCCCCAAGACCACGGAGCCCCAGGACGUCCUGGACAGCACUUCACCGGGCACCACCAGCUCCCCAGAGAAGCGGCCCUCCCCUCCCCCGUCGGGCACCCCGUGCCUCAACAGCUUCCUCUCCACCAUGACGGCCUAUGUGAGCGGGUCGAGCCCCGUGAGCCACCCUGCGGCCACGCCAGGACUGAGCCCUGAGCCCACUGACAAGAUGGGACAGAACUUGCUGAACUUUAGCUCCUACACCCCCCUCACCAACCUCAGCGGCCACGGGGGUGGGGGUGAAUGGGCCAACCCCAUGCCCACCAACGCUCUCGGCUACGGGGGCUCUGUCCUCAACCAGUUCAGCCCUCAUUUCUACAACAGCAUCAACGUGAACAAUGGCCUCUACCCCAGGGAGGGCACCGAAGUUUAGAAACAGAAGAGCUCCCAGGCCGGAUGGACAUGCCCGAGAGAAAGGCACUGAAGGCCCUCCGUGCCUGUAUCCCUGUGCUCCGACACCUCUGGGCUGCCCAGACACACACAGGAGGCUCAGGGGGAUGCAUUCUUCUUCUAGAACUCUGUGUAAACCUUCUUUUUGUCACACAUAUGUCCACACACACCCACCAACCUUGCAGGGGAAAUACUGGUGCGUGGAUCACAGUAAUCCUGGCGGCCACUUGUUGAGCACAUGGACGCUCUACUGGGCACUGUCCUAGGCUCUUUGAGGGCGUGAUCACACUUACUAUUUACAGCCACCUCUGGGGUUCAUAUGGACCUCCCCAUUUAACAAAUGAGGAAACUGAGGCUCGAGGAAAUUAAGUAGCUUUCCCAGGGUCAUACAAUCUAGCAAGUGGCAGAGCCAAGAGUGAGGUCUGGGUCUAUGUGACCCCAGUUUGGACCAACGGAGGCAGGGAUGGAGGGAUUGGUGAGCAGCUAAGAAAUGUCACGUGAAAGCGGAUUAUGGCAAGCACAUCCAAACCUCCCCACUGCCUUCCGGCCAGCCAACAGAAUUUAGCACCAGCCCCGGGCCUGUCUUGUCCUGGUCUGAGUUCUUAUUCUGUGGCCCCCAACUUACCUGCAGGAGGGUCCUUUGGCUUCCACUCAAGGAGGGAAGCUACCAGCGGGCUUCAUUCCAGACGCCCAGCCCCAUGCCCCUGCAGGACCAUGUGUCCAGCCUCUCCCCACAGAGGGACGUCUCUUCCCCAGCCCUGGGGCCCUGGAUCAGGGCAGGGAGAGGAGUGGU
Molecule: messenger RNA, 2001 nt
Organism: Equus quagga
Lineage: Eukaryota; Metazoa; Chordata; Mammalia; Perissodactyla; Equidae
Gene: FOXI1
Product: forkhead box I1
Exons: 2
Coding region: 55-1191 (378 amino acids)
Biological process (GO): anatomical structure morphogenesis; regulation of transcription by RNA polymerase II; cell differentiation
Molecular function (GO): RNA polymerase II cis-regulatory region sequence-specific DNA binding; DNA-binding transcription factor activity, RNA polymerase II-specific
Source: RefSeq, a predicted model, not a curated record